Gryllus bimaculatus (two-spotted cricket) is the source of this 2733-nucleotide messenger RNA. The record is from the annotation of a GenBank genome assembly. NCBI's taxonomy places the organism in Eukaryota, Metazoa, Arthropoda, Insecta, Orthoptera, Gryllidae.
AUGGACACGAAAGAGGUAUGGAAGAUCGCGCGGCCGUACUGCUCCGGCAUUCGCUGGGUUGGUCUUAACAUCACAGCCGGAAGAGCUGCAAGCUCCCACCGGUUCUCCGCCAUUGAAGGGGUGAGUGGUAGAAAGGAAGAGGAAGGAAAGAAUUCGCGCGCAGGGUAUUGCUCCGGCAAUUCGCCUGGGUGUGGUCUUAACAUUCACAGCGGAAGUGCUCUAAGCUCCCACCGUCUCACGCCCAUUGUAAGGGGGGAGGGAGACAAGGAGAGGAGGGAAAGAUCCGCGCGGUGCGUGGCCAGUUUGUUAGUACUCCCCGGCAUUCGCCUGGUGUUGGUCUUAACUACAGCGGGAAGUGCUCUAAGCUCCCACCGGUCUCACGCCAUGUGUGGAAGUGCUGGGCAUAUAGUGAAGAGGAGGGGGAUAAGUAUCGGCCGCGGUGCGGUGCGCCCGUUUGUUAGGGUACUUAUCACGGCUUCGCCUGGUGUUGUCUUAACCAUCGCAGCGAAUGCUCUAAGCUCCCCAAGGUCUCCGCCAUGUGUGGGGUUUGAAAAGAUGCGCGCGCGGGUCCGUGGCCGUUUGUUACGAGACGGACGCGAUGAAGAGAGAGAGAGAGAUGAAGAGAGAGCGAGAUGGACAGAGAUGAAGAGAGAGAUGGAGAGGCAAGACGGUGAGAAGGAGAGAAACGGAGAGAGUGAGCGAGAUGGAGAGGGAGAGGAGAGAGAGAGAAAGAGCGUGAGUGGGAGAGAGAAUGAAAGGGAGAGAGACGGAGAGAUAUUGAGAUGGAGAGGGAGAGUGGGAGAGAGCGGGAAAUAUAGGGAGAGGGAGAGGGAAAGAGAUGGAGAAAAAGAGGGAGAUGGGAGAGAGGGAACAAGAAUGAGAGAGAGAGAGGACUGCCAUCAGCUCGUUGUCCUCCGAGCCGGAUGCUUUGACCUGACCUCCCAGGGGGCGCUUCUCGUUGACUGCGCUCCGCGACGCGCGAGCAGGCACCAAACCGUUUCCGCAGCUGCAUACGAACACCACCAGAAAACAGCCCCAGGCGCCCGACAAACGGAAGUCAUUACCUGUUUUGCAGAUGUGUGUGAGGCAGCGUUCGGAAAGACGGAUGGGAGGCGCACCGACGGCUGUCGAUAUAUCGAAGCGGGUGAUGCAUGCGGGCCACGUCACCCACCGCUGCCGCCUCACCUCACCUCGCCACGCCUCGCCUCACCUCGGCCAGCCUCGCCGCGCCGUCCGCAGGCCCUGCUUAUCGCGGCCGACGGCCGCUGCCUGACCUGCAGAUCGCGCCAACGACCUCCCGCAGCGGUGGUGGUGGUGGCUUUCGCGACGCGAGAGCCACAGGCUAGGAGAGGGAAAGUAGAUGGAGAGACGGACUCAAGAGUGCAGAGGGAGAGAAUGGAAAAGGGAGAGCGGACUGAACGAAAGAGCAGAACUGAAGAGGGGAGACUGAAAGAAAGCACAGACAGAAAGAGAGAGCAGACUGAAAGAGAUCACAGAGGGGUUGUACUGAGAGAGAGCUUAUUGAAAGAUAGAGCGGGCUCAAAGAGAGAGCGGGGUCAAAGAAAGAUCGGGCUCAAAAGAAGAACGGGCUCUGAGAAAGGACGGGCUCAAAGAGAGAGCGGACCUCUUUCGCACAGACCUAACUGGGACUACGCAGAUGGUCUUCCGACCUGUGUGGUGCAUGUAAGUGUGUGUGUGUGUAAGCAGGGGAGGAGGAUAGAACAAGGAAUAGGAAUCAAGAUAUCGCAUGAGGUCCGUGACCCGUUUGACCCACCCCCCCCCCCCCCCCCCCCCCCCCCCCCCCCCCCCCCCCCCCCCCCCCCCCCCCGCCCCCCCCCCCCCCCCCCCCCCCCCCCCCCCCCCCCCCCCCCCUCCCCCCCCCCCCCCCCCCCCCCCCCCCCCCCCCCCCCCCCCCCCCCCCCCCCCCCCCCCCCCCCCCCCCCCCCCCCCCCCCCUCCCGCCAGAACCACUUGGACACACACAGUCAACGAUGUUUAUCCCGUGCCACGCAACACGGACCUACCGGCCAGAACCACACAGAAACCGAUGUACCGUGCCACGCUGCUAAAUGUGGACGGUCCCCUUGCCCCGCCUAACGCCCACCAGUGCGUGGCCGUGCUGGAGAACAAUCCAAAUCAGCCUAUUAGCGGCGCAGUGAUUUGCCGUGCGGCGGACGGCGUGGCUGCGGCGCCGCUGAUAGAGCAUCAAAGGACCCCCGCCCAACGCCCACGCCCACCCCUCGGCCGGAAUUGUCCAUGUCCGUUUUUACGCGUCGCCGAAGCUCUUGCAACUCGGCGGAAUUUGCCGAGUAGAGAAGGGCGCGGAAGAACGGUGGAACCAAGAGGUAGAUGGCUGAACACAAAAAAAAAAAAAAAAAAAAAAAAAAAAAAAAAAAAAAAAAAAAAAAAAAAAAAAAAAAAAAAAAAAAAAAAAAAAAAAAAAAAAAAAAAAAAAAAAAAAAAAAAAAAAAAAAAAAAAAAAAAAAAAAAAAAAAAAAAAAAAAAAAAAAAAAAAAAAAAAAAAAAAAAAAAAAAAAAAAAAAAAAAAAAAAAAAAAAAAAAAAAAAAAAAAAAAAAAAAAAAAAAAAAAAAAAAAAAAAACAUGAACACUUGUGUUGUUCGGGGCGCUGUUGGCGUUAAAAAGUUUGCGGAGCAAAACGCGGAGAAGAGUAGAAUUGUUGGUUUGCUUCAUGUAAGAAAGCGGGCGGAAAGGGUGACAGGAAGAGAGCAAUAA